Coregonus clupeaformis (lake whitefish) is the source of this 1909-nucleotide messenger RNA. Its product is annotated as dixin-A-like. Gene Ontology annotation, cellular component: cytosol. NCBI's taxonomy places the organism in Eukaryota, Metazoa, Chordata, Actinopteri, Salmoniformes, Salmonidae. Bases 1 to 1305 code for a protein of 434 amino acids. The record is from RefSeq and is a predicted model, not a curated record. The transcript is spliced from 15 exons. Gene Ontology annotation, biological process: canonical Wnt signaling pathway.
AUGCUUGUAGAGGAUGGAGGUGUCUGUGUUCGUGCUCUGGUCCAGCAGUAUGAGAGAGAACCGGCUGACGAUCCUGACACAACACCAAGCAGUUCCCCCAGAGCCCCGCCUACUAGCCAAUCAGACAACAGAGAGCCGGAGGAAAGCCAACCAGAGAGAAGCAGUAAGAGAGAGAUGGUGGAGCCAGGUUGGGAGAGUCCUCUGACUGGGAGUCUGGAGAGAGAGAUGCAGGAGACACGGAGAAUGGUGUCAGCUCUACAGGCCCUGUUACUUCAUGGGUCUCUGCCAGAGGAUGAGCAGGAGAAGCUGAGUCUGACUCUGGGAGAAGACAACGCUGAACAACAACUGGUGGUAACUCGUAGUCGUCUAGAACAGAGUAUGGAGGAGGCUCAGGAGCUAAAGAGAGAGCUGCUGCGUUGUAAACAGGAGGUACGGAACCUGGAGGGAGUCAAGGAGGCACAGCAGCAGAGAUUGUCUGUCCAGGAGGAGUGUGUGUUGCAGCUGAAACAGGAGCAGCUCAGAUCCAGCAUGACCCAGGACCAACUCACCAGCCUCAACGCGGAGCUACAGAGGAAGUUGGACGAGAGGAGCAGGAUGCUGAGUGAGUGCAAGAAGGAACUUGGACAGAAGGACAGACUGCUGAAGGAGAACCAGCUGCAGAAGGCUGGCUUGCAGAGAGAGCUGGAGUGUAAAGACAACAUGUUGCAGGAGAUGAUGAGUCGUCAUGGUGACCAGGCCCCGCCCCACCUUACAGGCCACACCCCCCUUCCCUCUGGGGCUGAGGAGCUGCAGCUGGUGCGGUCAGCGUUGAGGAGUCUUAGAGGAGAGUUCGGAGAGCAGGAUCCUCAACACCACACUCUGGAUACUCUGGAGCAGGGCAUCACAUCACUGACUGACAGACUGGUUCACACACACCAGGGGAGAGGAAAGUCUUCAGGACACAACAGCGUCACACACAACCAGCACGCCUCCUGGCCUCCUAACAAGAUGGCCCACUCCUACAGUAGUCCGGUGCUGAGCUUGUGUGGUUCCACUAAGGUCCUCUACUUUACGGACCGCUCGCACACACCCUGCAUGAUCCACAUCAACAAGAGGUUGGAGAAGGUAACUCUGAGAGAUGUGAAGACAGCAGUAGACAGAGAUGACAACUACAGAUUCCACUUCAAAGCCCUCGACCCUGAGUUUGGUACCGUUAAAGAAGAGGUGUUUGAAGACGAGGCUUUGGUUCCAGGCUGGGAGGGGAAGAUAGUGGCCUGGGUGGAGGAGGACAAUGGAGAGGAGAGGACUAAAGGACCUAGCUGUUGAGGAACUAAAAGACCUAGCUGUUAAGGAACUAAAGGACCUAGCUGUUGAGGAACUAAAGGACCUAGCUGUUGAGGAACUAAAGGACCUAGCUGUUGAGGAACUAAAGGACCUAGCUGUUGAGGAACUAAAGGACCUAGCUGUUGAGGAACUAAAGGACCUAGCUGUUGAGGAACUAAAGGACCUAGCUGUUGAGGAACUAAAGGACCUAGCUGUUGAGGAACUAAAGGACCUAGCUGUUGAGGAACUAAAGGACCUAGCUGUUGAGGAACUAAAGGACCUAGCUGUUGAGGAACUAAAGGACCUAGCUGUUGAGGAACUAAAGGACCUAGCUGUUGAGGAACUAAAGGACCAAGCUGUUGAGGAACUAAAGGACCAAGCUGUUGAGGAACUAAAGGACCUAGCUGUUGAGGAACUAAAUGACCUAGCUGUUGAGGAACUAAAGGACCUAGCUGUUGAGGAACUAAAGGACCUAGCUGUUGAGGAACUAAAGGACCUAGCUGUUGAGGAACUAAAGGACCUAGCUGUUGAGGAACUAAAGGACAUACAUUGCAUUCAGAAAGUAUUCAGACCCAUUUACUUUUUACACAUUUUGUUACGUUACAGC